Messenger RNA from Lineus longissimus, 648 nucleotides. RefSeq names its product roundabout homolog 1-like. Gene Ontology annotation, cellular component: axon; neuronal cell body; plasma membrane. Gene Ontology annotation, molecular function: axon guidance receptor activity. The coding region runs from base 1 to 648 and encodes 215 amino acids. The record is from RefSeq and is a predicted model, not a curated record. NCBI's taxonomy places the organism in Eukaryota, Metazoa, Nemertea, Pilidiophora, Heteronemertea, Lineidae. Gene Ontology annotation, biological process: synapse organization; homophilic cell-cell adhesion. The transcript has 4 exons.
AUGAAAAGUCGUCUGAACGAUCAAUUUCCACCCCUGACCCCGACCGUCAAAAAUCCAUCACCGAUCAAAGUUGGAGACACUGCAAAAUUUACCUGCAAUGCCGAAAAUGAAAACGUCACGAAACCAGUCACGUACACGUGGGCUAAAAAUGGCACCACUGUGUCACAAUCUGGGACUAAAGAACCUGGUGCUCUGCUUUUUUCACCCGUCAAGAAGGCUGAUGCGGGAAAAUAUGUCUGUGUUGCGAAAAAUGAUGCUGGCUCUAAGGCAAGCACUGUACAGGAUUUCGUUGUAUACUACUCUCCUAGAAUAGAUCCAGAGGCCAAAAUGAAGUAUGACGUGGAAGGAGAGAUAGGCAAGGAGGCAUCAUUCGAACUUUUCAUAAUCGCCAAACCGACUCCGGCAACAACUGGUUACAUUUGGUCCAAAGCUGACAUUAAACUUUCAAACUCAUCGUCCAAAUAUGAAAUCACAUCCGGGUCGACGUCGAGCAAGUUGUCAAUCAAAAACGUCACAUCCUCCGAUUAUGAUAACUAUACGUGUUCUGUGCAAACGAGCGGAUUUCAAGCGAUGGUUUUCAAAUUUAACCUCCUCAAACCAGCGGGGAUUGGGGAUGUGUGGCUGAUGGAGAGGAGGCCAAAACCUUGA